AUGGCUUCCGUCCAGAACAAGAUCUUCCGCACGGCGAACGCCCCCACUGGUCCUGCCAGCGAGACCGAGACGGUCGUCGCCCAGGCCAUCCUUGACCUCGAGGCCAACGUCCCCGAGCUCAAGUCUGAGCUCCGCCCCCUCCAGAUCUCGGCCGCCAAGGAGGUCGACGUCAAGGGCGGCAAGAAGGCUAUUGUCAUCUUCGUCCCCAUGCCCCAGCUCAAGGCCUUCCACAAGAUCCAGCAGAGGCUCACCCGUGAGCUCGAGAAGAAGUUCUCGGACCGCCACGUUGUCUUUGUCGGCCAGCGACGAAUCCUCCCCAAGCCCGGCCGCAACGUCCAGAGCAAGCAGAUGCGCCCGCGCAACCGCACCCUGACCGCCGUCCACGAGAACAUCCUCGAGGACCUCGUCUACCCCUCGGAGAUCGUUGGCAAGCGCACCCGCGUCGCCACCGACGGCAGCAAGCUGAUCAAGUGCUUCCUUGACUCCAAGGACGCCACUUCGCUCGAGUACAAGCUCGACAGCUUCAGCAGCGUCUACAAGAAGCUGACGGGCCGCGACGUCACCUUCAUGUUCAGCAGCGACAACUAA
Messenger RNA from Pseudozyma flocculosa PF-1, 588 nucleotides. RefSeq lists its product as uncharacterized. The record is from RefSeq and is a predicted model, not a curated record. Gene Ontology annotation, biological process: translation; rRNA processing; ribosomal small subunit biogenesis. The transcript is spliced from 2 exons. The coding region runs from base 1 to 588 and encodes 195 amino acids. Gene Ontology annotation, cellular component: 90S preribosome; small-subunit processome; cytosolic small ribosomal subunit. Gene Ontology annotation, molecular function: structural constituent of ribosome. NCBI's taxonomy places the organism in Eukaryota, Fungi, Basidiomycota, Ustilaginomycetes, Ustilaginales, Ustilaginaceae.